AUGAAGCCCUUCAAGCCGCCGUCGUUCAAAGCGCCAGCCUUCGUUGGCAGCAAACCUCGAGAACUAGCAGCCAGCGAACCCCGAGAACCAGCCAGCGAGCCUCCAGCAAAGCGACGUCGAAUCAGCGAAAGAGAUGAUGUCGACGGAAGGGAUCUCAGCUUCGACGUGACACGGUCAGCCACCAACGGGACUCUGCUUGUGAAGACAGCACUCCCGCCAUCCAGUGGAGCGGCCAAGAAAUUUGUUGCACCGGCUCCAAGGAAGCCUCUCGACCCUGUGCGAAACCCCAGCAGCUCUGGAGGGAGUGAGGCCGAGAAAGUCACUCAAAGCUACUACAACGUCCUCUGGCGAAAGUUUACCACCAAGAAGAAUAAGACAUGGGAUGGCGAUGGAGUACUCUCGGUGAAGGGCACUUAUGCAACGCUUCAGGACAUUUCCGGAAAGGAGCUUGGUCGUGGCGUGUGCAAAGGACCACUUCUCAUCGGAUCUGAACUGUCAAUCGGCGGCAAAGAAAUCGAGGUCGACACGAUGAUCUCACGGGAAGACUACCUCGCUGGAAGGCCGUUCCUCGGCAGUAAGAAGGUUGAGAAGGCGCCUUUGCUCAAGGAUAUUGACGGGACGAAGAAAGUCACCAACAAAGCUCAAGCCCGGCAGGAGAAGAUCGCUGCACAUCAGAAGGAUCCUACAACAAAAGUGCAAGCUUUGAGCAAGACUUCAAACAACGCAUUCAAGACGCCAGUCAUAAACAGCAAUGUGCAACACCAGGAGCGGAAUGCAAAGGAAGCUGUCCCACGACACAAGGUGGAUGGUGAGAAUGCACUGGUGAUGAAGCGGCCGAAGAGUGUGCCGAAAGGCAGGCAGAUGGUUGACGUAGUGGUCGACCCAAUCCUCACUAGAGCGUUGCGAGAGCAUCAGCGAGUGGGAGUCUCCUUCCUGUACGAGUGCGUCAUGGGCAUGAAAGACUUUGAUGGUGAAGGUGCAAUUCUGGCCGAUGAGAUGGGGUUGGGCAAGACAUUACAGACCAUCGCACUUCUGUGGACUCUGCUCAAACAGGAUCCAGCUCAGAAUCCCGCCCAGCCAGGAAUUGGUCUCAUCAAGAAAGCUCUCAUCGUCUGCCCAGUCACUGUGAUCAAGAACUGGAAGAAGGAAAUCUACAAGUGGCUGGGCAAAACUGGUAUCUCCGUCUUCGUCGCAGACAAUCACAAUCGGAUCACCGACUUCACCAAAGGAAAGUGCUACAACAUCAUGAUCAUUGGGUACGAAAAGCUCGUCAAGGUCCAAAAGCAGCUCCAAGAAGCCAAGAUUGAUAUUGUCAUCGCGGACGAAGGUCAUCGUCUGAAGACGGCGGCCAACAAGGCUGCUCAAGCGAUCAAAUCGCUCAACACUGACAAGCGGAUCAUUCUCAGUGGCACGCCAAUUCAGAAUGACCUCUCAGAGUUCUUCAUGAUGGUCGACCUUGUCAAUCCUAGUGUCUUGGGCAAGUACACAACCUUCAAGCGAGAAUUUGAGGGUCCGAUCGUGGCUUCCAGACAACCCGGUGCAACCGCAGCGGCUCUGGAGAAGGGAGAGGCUCGCAGUGAGGAGCUGGCCAACAUCACAAACAUGUUCAUUUUGCGGCGAACCUCUGAGAUCCUGUCGAAGUAUCUGCCUCCCAAGACGGAGUAUGUUGUGUUCUGCAAGCCCACCAAGGUCCAAAAGCAGAUCUACAGAGCGGUGAUCGAGGCUCCUGUCUUCGUGGCUGCGAUGAACACACCGACGGAGGUCUUGAGGCUGAUUACCAUGCUGAAGAAAGUCUGCAAUGCUCCGAAAUUGCUCAUCAAGAAGGACGAGAAAGGGAAUGAAGAGAGGGUUGCUGACCUGAUCGAGCACAUCCCUCAAUCUCUCCUGAAAGCACCUCAUGCGAGUGGAAAACUGGCCGUCCUGGACGACCUCCUAUUCCAGAUCGACACCAAGACCGAUGAAAAGGUCGUCCUUGUCAGCAACUACACUUCGACCCUCGACGUGCUCCAAGACUUCAUCGGACUUCUCGGCUACAGCUGGCUCCGCCUCGACGGCUCAACACCAGUCGCCAAGCGUCAAGAUCUGGUCGACACCUUCAACCGUUCGCCCAAGACCAAGUCCUUUGUCUUCCUCCUCUCAGCCAAAGCUGGCGGCGUCGGCAUCAACCUCAUCGGGGCGUCUCGACUCAUCCUCUACGACUUGGACUGGAAUCCUGCGACCGAUCUGCAAGCCAUGGCCCGCGUGCAUCGAGAUGGACAAAAGCGACCCUGCCACAUCUACCGCUUACUGACGCAAGGUGCUCUCGACGAGAAGAUCUUCCAGCGUCAGAUCAGCAAGACCGGGCUGGCGGAGAGUAUCGUAGACGGCAAGUCCGCCGCCAGCGGCUUCAGUCAAGCAGAACUCCGCGACCUCUUCAAGCUGGACGAGAGCGAUGAUUGCCAGACUCACAAGUUGCUGGGUUGCAGCUGUGGCGGCAAUGGCCUUCCCGUUGUUGGAGAUGAUACCGAGACCUCAUCGGAGCGCAACGACCUCGCUUCUCUAAGCGACAGACCCGAGAUCGAGGUCGUACAUCUCGAAGACAGCGACGAAGUUCCUGCCGCUACGACGAGACGCUGGCAAACCCUUGGCAGCGUGGACGUCGAUGCAAGAGAGGCUGAGAUCGAGCGGAAAGGAAAAGAGAGUCGCGACUCGGCUGGUAAUGCGAAGAUGCUGAGUCUGAUGCGGUACACGCAUUUCGAUACGGCGUUGAUCGGCGGAGGAGCCGGCAAGGUUGAUGAGGAAGAGGGCGACAUCUCGGAGCUGGACGUCGUGGACGUUGCCAUCGAAGACAAGGCGCUGCAGGAGGUGUUGAAAAAGGAAGGGAGGAGAGUGGGAUUCGUGCUGGUCAAGAGAGGGCAUGAGAAUGAUGUUGCCGAAGACAAGGAGGUGGAGGUUGUUUGA
Molecule: messenger RNA, 2940 nt
Organism: Zymoseptoria tritici IPO323
Lineage: Eukaryota; Fungi; Ascomycota; Dothideomycetes; Mycosphaerellales; Mycosphaerellaceae
Product: SNF2 family DNA-dependent ATPase domain-containing protein
Exons: 1
Coding region: 1-2940 (979 amino acids)
Biological process (GO): double-strand break repair via homologous recombination; reciprocal meiotic recombination
Cellular component (GO): nucleus
Molecular function (GO): ATP-dependent chromatin remodeler activity; DNA translocase activity; ATP binding
Source: RefSeq, a predicted model, not a curated record